GCAACAACCAGUUCCUGUGCACAAGAAUCUUCUGCACAAUCCCUGGUGUGUCUGUUUAUGUUCUUCAAUCAGAGAGCAGCAAUGUGUGAAGCAGAGGAAAUGAUCAAUCUGAACCUGGGCCAUUUUGUUCCUGAUGAGGGGAUAUUGAUCUUGGAAGGUGACAAAGACUUGGAAUCUGACAAGUGGAGCAAAUACAGCAACAAGUCCAAGCUUUUGACCCCGAAGAACAAUCAGUCGUGUUCCCUUGUCAUCACCCUCGACGAUCAGGUAGACGGUACCGUGAACAACUUGGGACAUUUGACAGGAGGAGACGUAAAACUGAGCUUCCUCAUGUACAAGGCGGUGCCCGUGUCACCCAGCAUGUCCGUGGUGUUCUUACUGGAACAGGGCGGCCGACAAUAUUACCUGCGCUGUGAGGAAGGACACAACCUUCGCUUCAUCGAAGGAGAAGCGCCUACUGACAUAGAAAACCACCAAAGCGACUGCAUAUUUUAUCUCAAGUUAUACAACGGCCAUUACUACCAUUUUGAGUCAGCACAGUACCGUAACUGGUACAUCUGCACCAGUUUCAACAACGGCAUUUGCAAGCUUGACCUGAAGACUAUUCAGAAACAGCCGAAUGAAAUGGCUUUGUUCUGUUCCCCAACACCUCGCUGAGGCCUGGGCCACGACUACUUGUUGGAAUGGGCAUUAGAUCACUUGCCUGAUUACUCCCAUCGCACCUCUGCAUUGCAACUGCCCAACGAUGUAACCUUCUUUCUCCUCUGCCAAUCUGCAUUCUCCCGUUGGCUACCCGCGCGCCUCUGCUUACCGAGAGCAAUGAGUAGGGACCCGGUUGUUAAGUCGAUUGGCGGAUCGCUUUUCCGGGGCUAAUAAUCCCUUCAAAAUAAAUACAAAAUAAUAAUAAUUUGGUCAUUCAAUCCACGUCCCUUUGUGGGACGCUGCUGUGCACAACUGGCUGCUGUGUUUCGCCCACAAAAUAUACAGUCAAUUCACUCUACAGUAUAUUCUGCAAAGCACUGUGAGACGUCUCAAAUACGUGAUAAGUCGCUGUAUCAAAUGCAAGGAUAAUUAUUACUGGGUAGCUGAGUGGCUACCUGAUAAAAAUCAGAGUAAUUUAAGAAGAAUGAUCCUGAGCUUUUGCUUUGCUGUUUUGCACAAGUUUUUACAUUUUGUUUCGUAAAGCUUUUCCCCGCUGUACUUCAUGGAUGAGCGAUAUUUAAAAAAAAUAAAAUUAUCGGUUUCUU
Molecule: messenger RNA, 1247 nt
Organism: Callorhinchus milii (elephant shark)
Lineage: Eukaryota; Metazoa; Chordata; Chondrichthyes; Chimaeriformes; Callorhinchidae
Exons: 6
Coding region: 58-657 (199 amino acids)
Biological process (GO): inflammatory response; immune response
Molecular function (GO): cytokine activity
Source: RefSeq, a predicted model, not a curated record